AUGGCCGGCGAAAACGCGGCGGGGAAUGCUAUCUGUACUAUCUGCUACGAAGAUCUCAAACCGGUGGCUGAGAAUCUGCAAUCGAUCUCCGCUUGUGGUCACGUCUUUCACGAACUAUGUUUGCAGCAAUGGUUUGAGUAUUGUCCGAGCACGAACAAGCGGAAUUGUCCGAUUUGCAAGCAGAAAUGCCUUUUGAAAGAUCCUUUUCGACUUUACUUUCAAUCUUCUGGGAAUCAAAUCGAUUCGAGGAAGAGUGAUGAAAUCGAGGAAGAUCCAGCGAUUUUGAGAGGUGAAGUGAAGCGGCUUGAAGGGAAGAUACAGAAUCUUACUUCGGCUCUGGAGUUUCAGAAAAAGGAGAAUGUUGAAAUCUCCGAUAUGUUGAAUCAACAAAAGGAACAAUUGAAGGAGGAUAAAGUAAAAAGGUGGGAGGCUAUGCAAGAGAUACUAGCAACACAGAAUUUGCUUAAAUUGAAAUCCGAGGAAUGUGUUCAGCUUACUUCCCAGUGCGCUAAGCUACAUGAGAGAACUAUGGCUCUUGCCAAGGAACUUGCAUCGCUUAAAUUGGUUUCUGACCUAAGCUUGGAGGAAGAUGAUGUUCUGAAGCUAGCCUUGUUGGGGAAUAAUGCUAAGACAAAAGAUACAAUAGACACACUAGUCAAGUCCUUGGUUAUCCGAAAUCGGAGUUAUAAGGAGUUGCUAGCAAAGUGUAAUCAACUGGGCAGAGGCGAAGCUCGAUCUUCUGAGAAACUUGAAAAAGCUUUGGAAAAGAUAGAUAAACUAAAGAAGCGAGUGAGGGAAUUUGAGAUUAUAACUGAAGAGAGAGAGAACAGAGCUCUAAGGGAUAUAAAAUUUUCAAAGAGUUGCAGUAGCAGAGAAGUUUCCCAGCCCGAAAAAAACGAGAGCUUGGCUUCUCUCAGAAUGCUUCCAUCGGAUAACACUGUGGAGAUAAUCUCUACACCAGUUGGUAAGUUAGAGAAGAACGAUGGCUUCACCAAUCAUGUAUCAUGUCUAAGGGGAAACGGAGACUCUUUUUUCGUCAAAACAGACUCGGUUAUCGAGGUAGAUGAUGAUGAUGUUCCUGAAACCACCGUUUCUGGCAUCAGACAUUCGGAUUCGAAUAUGAAAGAACAGAAGGGUGAGGAUAAUAAUGUUCAGGAGAAACACUGUAAUCCCAUGAUUAAGGAUAUAAAGUUCAACAUCAGUAAAGACCCGAUAUCAUCAGUCUCGCCUCGCAUCAUUGGUACUUUUGGCUGUGGUGGAGGAGCAAGUCAAAAUCUCAGAAGAUGGAGCAAACAAGGAGAUAGAAACGAAGCAACUUCAACACUAAGAGGUGGUUCUGUUUCAGGCAAGGAUGAUCUGAUCGCUGUUGGACCUGAUGAACACCAAUACAAGCUCAGGAAGUGGUAA
Messenger RNA from Arabis nemorensis, 1407 nucleotides. The record is from the annotation of a GenBank genome assembly. NCBI's taxonomy places the organism in Eukaryota, Viridiplantae, Streptophyta, Magnoliopsida, Brassicales, Brassicaceae.